This is a messenger RNA of Daucus carota subsp. sativus, 1579 nucleotides long. Its product is annotated as SEC12-like protein 2. Gene Ontology annotation, molecular function: guanyl-nucleotide exchange factor activity; protein binding; GTPase activator activity. The transcript is spliced from 10 exons. Gene Ontology annotation, cellular component: endoplasmic reticulum membrane. NCBI's taxonomy places the organism in Eukaryota, Viridiplantae, Streptophyta, Magnoliopsida, Apiales, Apiaceae. Gene Ontology annotation, biological process: protein secretion. The coding region runs from base 52 to 1449 and encodes 465 amino acids. The record is from RefSeq and is a predicted model, not a curated record.
UUUCAAACAAUCACGCAUGAAUCUGUGUGUCCGAAUCCGUAGAACAAGAUAAUGGUCUACAACAAGGUUUAUGGCGUCCCUUUGUACGGAUCUUCUUGGCUCCCCCUCAAUCUAAUCAAUUCUGCAGAUGAUCACGAUCAUGAUCAUGAUCAUGGUUCUCCAUCCAAAUCUCAACAUGAUGAUGAUAUUAAUGAUAAUGAUCCUCUAACCAAGCCUCAACAUGAUCAUGAUGAUGAUCCUCUAAUCAAGUCUCAGCAUGAUAAUAAUGAUGAUCCUCAAACCAAGUCUCACCAUGAUCAUACCAACUCUCGAGAUGAUCGUGAUCAUGAUGAUGUUGCCGUCGAGGAAUCUCCGCCGUCCAUAAAACCCACCAGGCACGUGGUUCUCUCCGGCGGUGGUGGCGAGGGCAGAAUCGGCAUCCCCAAUGCCCUUUUAAUAUCACAGUUUGAUCCCAACACUAAAUCCCUCUCUGAUCACCCUGUGGCAGAGCUUGGUACUGGGGCUGAUUUGCCUUCUAGAAUGGCUGUACACCCUAAGGGAGAAGGCGUUAUGUGCUCAAUGCCGAAAAGCUGUAGAUGGUAUGAAUGGGAAGCCAUAGAGCGAGACGGUGUUCACGGGUGGAGUCCGAAAUCAUCUGAGAAAAUUUUUAAACAACUAGAAGAUGUUGGACGACAGUUGGCACUUACCUUUAAUGAGGAAGGAUCUGUACUUGCAACUGGUGGUGAGGAUGGAAAAUUGAGGGUUUUCAAGUGGCCUACUAUGGAUAGCAUUCUAGACGAGUCUGGUGCUCAUGCCUCAGUGAAGGAUUUGGCUUUCAGCCCCGAUGGAAGAUUUCUCGCUUCUGUUGGAAGUAGUGGCCCUGGUAGGGUUUGGGAUAUUGCAUCAUCAGCUCCUAUAGCAUCUUUGAAGACAAAAAAGGAUGAGCAGUUUGUUCUCUGCAAAUUCUCACAGAGUCUUGAUAAUAACCAUCAAAUUCUGUAUGUUACAGCAAUGCAAGGUAAAGGUGGAAGUAUUGUGAAGUGGAAGGCUAAAUCGUGGAAGCCUAAAUCAUGGAAGCGGAUCAGCUCUAAGCUUGUCACUCGUGACUCCAUAACUGCCUUUAGUGUUUCAGCUGAUGGAAAAUAUCUUGCUGUGGGCACAAUGGAAGGCGACAUUUUAGUUUUAAAUUCCAGCAGUAUGCUGGUACACAGUGUAAUUAAGAAAGCUCAUCUAGGCAUACUUACGUCCCUGAUGUUUUCAGAAGAUUCGAGGGCUCUUUUAUCCACAUCUUUCGAUUCAAGUGCAAGAGUCACAUUAAUUGAUGAUGAGAAGAUGGUCACAAUAAUUAAUGAUCAGAAGAUAAAAGAUGCAGGAUGGAACUUCUGGAUCAUUCUGUUCAUACUAUUUCUCGCAAUUGCUGUGUAUUAUGUAAGACUAUUAGAAUUCCUAGUACUGCUUGAAGAUAUGUAGAAUGUUUCCCAAGUGGAUCAAGAGUUCAAGACACUUCUCUUGUUUGUAAAAGCAAUCUUUUAAAUUUCUAAUUACGAAAUAUCUGACUUUUGUAGCGUAGAAUUGCUUAUAUGUAUAAAGUUGCGACUGA